This is a messenger RNA of Spirodela intermedia, 936 nucleotides long. NCBI's taxonomy places the organism in Eukaryota, Viridiplantae, Streptophyta, Magnoliopsida, Alismatales, Araceae. The record is from the annotation of a GenBank genome assembly.
AUGCCGCCGCCGCCGGUAGGGCAUCAGCUAUCUGCCGGCGUCGCACCGCCAUCGCCGCCCGCUGGAAACCAGCUGUCGCCCGAUGCCGUGCCGACAGUCCCCCCGCCGGAGUCGGAGGAGGACGAGCUGUGGGUGUGGAACCAGAUCAAGGCCGAAGCCCGCCGCGAUGCCGAGUCCGAGCCGGCGCUGGCGAGCUACCUCUACGCCACCGUGCUGUCCCACCCGUCCCUCCCCCGCUCCCUCUCCUUCCACCUCGCCAAUAAGCUAUCCUCCUCCACACUCCUCUCCACCCUCCUCUACGACAUCUUCCUCCAGCUCUUCUCCACCCACCCGAAUCUCGGCGCCGCUGCCGUGGCGGACAUGCUCGCCGUCCGCCACCGCGACCCCGCCUGCGAGUCCUUCUCUCACUGCCUGCUCAACUACAAGGGCUUCCUCGCAGUGCAGGCCCACCGGGUUUCCCACAUCCUCUGGUCCCAGGCCCGCCGCCCGCUCGCCCUGGCCCUCCAAUCUCGCAUAUCCGACGUGUUCGCCGUCGACAUCCACCCUGCGGCGAGGAUCGGCAAGGGGAUCCUCCUCGACCACGCCACCGGGGUCGUCGUCGGCGAGACCGCCGUCAUCGGCAACAACGUGUCCAUUCUCCAUCACGUCACGCUCGGCGGGACGGGAAAGGCUAUCGGCGACCGGCAUCCCAAGAUCGGCGACGGCGUGCUGAUAGGCGCCGGCGCGACGAUCCUGGGGAACGUGAGGAUCGGCGCAGGGGCUAAGAUCGGGGCGGGCUCGCUGGUGCUCAUCGACGUGCCGCCGAGGACCACCGCGGUGGGGAAUCCGGCGAGGCUGAUCGGAGGGAAGGGGUGCCCCUCGAAGCACGAGGACAUCCCAGGUGAAUCCAUGGACCAUACCUCCUUCAUCUCCCAGUGGUCGGACUACGUCAUCUGA